UCCAGAGCAGUGUUGAAGGUGAACGCAGACCCCAGGGCCCUGCCCCGCUCUCCACGUCCGCCUCCCACAGAUUAUGACAGAUACAUAGCACCAAGCAAAAUAAUGGCAGCUGCUUACCUUGACCCAAACUUGAAUCACACCCCGAAUUCGAGUACCAAGACCCAUCUGGGUACCGGAGUGGAACGUUCCCCCGGGGCAAUGGAGCGAGUGUUGAAGGUCUUUCAUUAUUUUGAGAACAGCAGUGAGCCAGCCACUUGGGCCAGUAUUAUCAGGCACGGAGAUGCUACUGAUGUCAGGGGCAUCAUUCAGAAGAUAGUGGACAGUCACAAAGUAAAGCACGUGGCCUGCUAUGGAUUUCGUCUCAGUCACCUGCGGUCAGAGGAGGUUCACUGGCUCCAUUUGGAUAUGGGUGUCUCCAAUGUGAGGGAGAAGUAUGAACUUGCACACCCACCAGAGGAGUGGAAAUAUGAAUUGAGAAUUCGUUAUUUGCCAAAAGGAUUUCUAAACCAGUUUACUGAAGACAAGCCAACUCUGAAUUUCUUCUAUCAACAGGUGAAAAGUGACUACAUGUCGGAGAUAGCUGACCGGGUGGACCAGGACAUCGCUUUGAAGCUGGGCUGCCUAGAAAUACGGCGCUCGUAUUGGGAGAUGCGAGGCAACGCGCUAGAGAAGAAGUCCAACUAUGAGGUGUUAGAAAAAGAUGUUGGUUUGAAGCGAUUUUUUCCUAGGAGUUUACUGGAUUCUGUCAAGGCCAAAACACUAAGAAAACUGAUCCAGCAGACGUUUAGACAGUUCGCCAACCUGAACAGAGAAGAGAGCAUUCUGAAAUUCUUUGAGAUCCUCUCCCCAGUGUACCGAUUUGAUAAAGAGUGCUUCAAGUGUGCCCUCGGUUCAAGCUGGAUUAUUUCAGUGGAACUGGCGAUCGGCCCAGAAGAAGGAAUCAGUUACCUCACGGACAAGGGCUGCAGCCCCACACAUCUGGCCGACUUCAAUCAAGUGCAGACCAUCCAGUAUUCCAACAGCGAAGACAAGGACCGGAAAGGAACGCUGCAGCUGAAAAUCGCGGGCGCCCCCGAGCCUCUGACAGUGACAGCACCGUCCCUGACCAUCGCCGAGAAUAUGGCUGACCUGAUAGAUGGGUACUGCCGGCUGGUGAACGGAGCCACGCAGUCCUUUAUCAUCAGGCCCCAGAAAGAAGGUGAACGGGCUUUGCCAUCAAUACCAAAGCUGGCCAACAGCGAGAAGCAAGGCGUGCGGACACACGCGGUCUCCGUGUCAGAUGAAAUUAGUGGGGACGAAACCGAUGACUAUGCUGAGAUUAUAGACGAAGAAGAUACCUACACCAUGCCCUCAAAAAGCUAUGGAAUAGACGAAGCCAGGGACUACGAGAUUCAAAGAGAAAGAAUCGAGCUUGGACGGUGCAUCGGGGAAGGCCAGUUUGGGGACGUCCACCAAGGCGUCUACAUGAGUCCAGAGAAUCCGGCUUUGGCGGUCGCAAUUAAAACAUGUAAAAACUGUACUUCGGACAGCGUGCGAGAGAAAUUCCUUCAAGAAGCCUGUAAGUUUCUAGAAAUUUCUGUGGAGCUCCAUUUGACGUUUUCUCUGUGUAAAAUACAAGCCAUCUCUAAGAAGUAA
Molecule: messenger RNA, 1635 nt
Organism: Puma concolor (puma)
Lineage: Eukaryota; Metazoa; Chordata; Mammalia; Carnivora; Felidae
Source: RefSeq, a predicted model, not a curated record